GCUUUACAUGGCAAUGAGUUUGCUGUGGGUCCUCCACCAACUAGGUUUGCUCUCUCACGAUCCACAUCUAACCAAGCCUCUUCAGGAUCUUCUUCUGUUAGGGGUAAAAUAAGUUUUCAGAUGAGACGACGAAACCGGAAAAUAGCGUUUGCGUUAGACACAGGUUCGUCUAUUCCUGGAGAUAAUGGUGGAGGAGGGCAAGAGAUGAAUGGAGACAGAACCGGUCUUGGUAGCACUCGGUUGGGUCGAAUUGCGGUUGCAGGAGGCAAACAGUUACUUGGGAAGAUAAACUCUGCAAGAAAAAACUUCCCAAUGAAGAUAUUUCUGCUGCUUCUUGGUUUCUAUACCGCCAAUGCAUUGGCUACCAUUCUUGGACAGACUGGUGAUUGGGAUGUGCUUGUUGCGGGAAUUGUCGUGGCUGCGAUUGAAGGAAUCGGUAUGCUUAUGUAUAAGAAACCGUCGUCUUCAAUGUUUUCAGGGAAGUUGCAGUCUUUUGUUGUGUUUAUGAAUUUUUGGAAAGCUGGUGUUUGCUUAGGUCUCUUUGUUGAUGCUUUCAAGUUGGGUAGUUAAAGACAAAUCCUUCUUUCCUUCUACUAUAAUGUAUAUAUACAUUUGUUACUACCGUUUUUGGAGAUUCACAAGUAUCAAUUAAAAGUUUCAGUUUUGU
This is a messenger RNA of Arabidopsis arenosa, 667 nucleotides long. The record is from the annotation of a GenBank genome assembly. NCBI's taxonomy places the organism in Eukaryota, Viridiplantae, Streptophyta, Magnoliopsida, Brassicales, Brassicaceae.